AUCUUAACCAACACAAAAGUUUUGUAUUUUGUACAUUCUAUUCUUUGCUCAUCACCAAAUGGAAUGGACAAGAGGCUGCACCAUUGGCCAAGGCUCAUCAGCCACCGUCUCCUUAGCCACUUCUUGCCGCUCCGGUGACAAGUUUGCCGUCAAGUCCGCUGAAAUGUUCCAUUCCGAGUUCUUGCAAAGGGAGCAGAAAAUUUUCUCUGUUUUGAGCAGUCCACAUAUAGUAAGCUACAUGGGGCAUGACAUUACUAGUGAGAACAACAAGCUCGUGUACAAUCUUCUCAUGGAGUACAUGCCCGGCGGCACGAUCAUCGAUGCAAUUCACAGCAGUGGAGGCCUAGUUGACGAAUCAAUAAUCAGAAACUACACGAGGGGAAUGGUGAAAGGGCUAGACUACUUGCAUUCACUUGGGUUGGUACAUUGUGACAUAAAAGGCAGGAACAUCUUGGUUGGUGAAAACGGUCCAAAAAUUGCAGAUUUUGGAUGUGCUAGGUGGGCUAAUCCGGCAGGAGCUUCCGUCGCCACAAUUGGCGGCACGCCAAUGUUUAUGGCGCCGGAGGUGGCACGCGGAGAAGAGCAGGGGUUCGCGUGCGAUGUAUGGGCUCUCGGGUGUACAAUUAUCGAAAUGGCUACCGGAGGAUCAGCACCGUGGCCUAAUGCAGCUGACCCAGUAACUGUUCUUUAUCAAAUUGCAUACUCUAAUGAGUUGCCUGAGAUUCCAAGCUUCCUCUCAGAUCAAGCAAAGCACUUUUUGGAAAAGUGCUUACGGAGGGACCCAACGGAGCGUUGGACGGCUAGUCAGCUUCUAAAGCAUUCAUUUCUUGGGGAGGAAGAAGAAGAAAAAGUUUUAAUUAGUUUUUCUAGCAGUACAAAACAAGUUCAAGGAUCCACUUCAUUUUCUCCAACAAGUAUUCUCGAUCAAGAUAUAUGGAAUUCUUUUGGGGAAUCAGAGACUUCGGGCAGCCUUGAUCGAAACCCGAGUUUCGAAAACUCCUCCGAUGAUCAGAGGAUCAGGCGGCUGUCAUUGUUUUCGGGGGACCCCGGGUGGAGUUGGGAUGAUGAAACUUGGAUCACUGUUAGAGGGAAUGAUUGUGAUGAAAGCAACAGUAUCGCGGAUGAUGAUGAAGCUGUAGGUAGUGAGGAGGAUUUGGAUUUAAAUUUCUUAGAUUGCAAUAAUCUUAGUUGUAGAAUUAAUGUGGAUAUUUUAGAGGCCUGCAAAAAUGGUAGGAGAAAUAGUAGUAGUGUAGGUUUGAGCAAUCUCCUUCUUGAGAGGGACAGACUCGACAGCGACAAUUUGUUGCUUCCUUCAGUUUCAAGCUUUUGGUAAUCAUAAAAAUCUUUAUUUUUCUGUC
This is a messenger RNA of Pyrus x bretschneideri (Chinese white pear), 1358 nucleotides long. Its product is annotated as mitogen-activated protein kinase kinase kinase 18-like. Gene Ontology annotation, molecular function: ATP binding; protein kinase activity. Gene Ontology annotation, biological process: protein phosphorylation. The record is from RefSeq and is a predicted model, not a curated record. Bases 59 to 1333 code for a protein of 424 amino acids. NCBI's taxonomy places the organism in Eukaryota, Viridiplantae, Streptophyta, Magnoliopsida, Rosales, Rosaceae. The transcript has a single exon.